AAGCUGUUGAAUGUACAGUAGUUAUUGGUCAGAACUGCGGGUAUUUCUCAUAUCUGGGCCUCUAGUUGCGGUCCAUCCUCUUCCAUUCUAAUUCGAGAAUAAAUAUAAGACACACUCAGAGCUGCGCACCACGGUGAUCCCUCUCUCCGUUCACAAGCCCAGUCCCCGCCUCGUUCGAUCUUGGCUUCCUUGAUGAAUCACAGCCGCAUUAACAAGCGUUCUGUCAUCUGCAUUUUUGGCUUGGCUUUCAUCGCAUCUGCUGGCGCAUACUCCCUGGGGUGGCAAAGAAGGGCCCAAAUACAACUCCAAACCGCUCCCCCUGAAAAGAAGAAAAGCAGCAGCAUGGCUGUGACAACCCCCUUUCAGACUCUCUUCGCGGUGCCCAUGACCUGCGACGGUUGCGCGCAGGACAUCACGAAAGCCCUGCAAAAGCUGCCCGGAAUCACCAAGGUUGAGGCGAACGUCAAGGACCAGUUGGUCUCCGUGGAAGGAACCGCGGCACCAUCGGCCAUUGUCCAGGCUAUUCAGGCCACUGGGAGAGAUGCCAUCUUACGAGGGUCAGGGGCCUCAAACAGUGCUGCGGUUAGCAUCCUCGAGACAUAUUAUCACCGCUCAGACGUAGAAGUGACGCCUGCCGGCACACCGGGCGAGAGCUGGGUGAACCCGCGGCUGGUCAGGGGUCUGGUGAGGAUGGUGCAGGUGAGCGCAGAAGAGACCGUGGUCGACCUGACGGUCCGCGGAGUGCCCCCUGGCACGUACCGUGCCACCAUCCGGGAGUACGGAAACCUCACGGACGGCGCGUCGUCCGCGGGGCCGGUCUGGUCGGCCCCAGGCAAAGAAGGCGGCCGCCCCCGGGGGUUCCUGGGGACGGUGGAGGUCGGGCCGAACGGGUACGGCAGCGCGUUUCUCAAUCGUCCGUUCCAGGUGUGGGAGGUCAUUGGCCACGCCCUCGCUGUCUCGCGGCAGGACGAGAGCGACGGCGCUCCGUUGAGGAACGACGAGGACACUGUCGUCGGCGUCAUCGCGCGGAGUGCGGGGGUGUGGGAUAAUGACAAAACGGUGUGCUCUUGCACGGGAAAGACGCUUUGGGAGGAGCGGAAGGAUGAGGUGUCCAAGGGCAUGUUGUGAUAGGGGACGUCAGGCGAAGGUUUGUGUGUCAUGACCUUGCUGGCGAGUCAACCAACGGAACUGCCCGUUCUUAGCCGCGGCCUGUGUAGGCCUGGGGGCGGGAAGAAAGGGGUUCCAGGUGUUGUCAGUCGAGGCCAGAACCGAACGACGCCAUAUUUUUGGCACGGCGGUGUUAAGCU
Thermothielavioides terrestris NRRL 8126 is the source of this 1307-nucleotide messenger RNA. RefSeq lists its product as uncharacterized. The coding region runs from base 343 to 1128 and encodes 261 amino acids. Gene Ontology annotation, biological process: removal of superoxide radicals. Gene Ontology annotation, molecular function: superoxide dismutase copper chaperone activity; copper ion binding. The record is from RefSeq and is a predicted model, not a curated record. Gene Ontology annotation, cellular component: cytoplasm. Lineage: Eukaryota; Fungi; Ascomycota; Sordariomycetes; Sordariales; Chaetomiaceae. The transcript has 4 exons.